Messenger RNA from Dicrocoelium dendriticum, 5068 nucleotides. The record is from the annotation of a GenBank genome assembly. NCBI's taxonomy places the organism in Eukaryota, Metazoa, Platyhelminthes, Trematoda, Plagiorchiida, Dicrocoeliidae.
GUUUGGUUCACGAAGGUUCCCAUGAGUGAGAAAGUAAACUUGUCUGCCACUUCGACUGAACCUCUGCUGCGCACUAUAACGAUUAUUUUAGCCGGUCUACUGUGACAAACUUGCUUGUGCGGUCGCCUGAGCCAACAACCCGCACUAUCAAAGGGAUCCGACACGAGCUAUUGCUGCUUAAUAAUGGGCCAGUGUCCUCGACUACACUGCAACCUGAAGUCCACAAUCCGGAACCCGACGUAGAUUAUGGUGACUGCACCCGUGAAGAGGAGUUCGCGGAGGAGGAAAUUCUUGGCAGUGACGAUGAUGAGCAAGAGGAUCCUAAGGACUAUUGCAAAGGUGGCUACCAUCCCGUGAAAAUUGGUCAAGUGUAUAAUGGUCGCUAUCACGUUAUACGAAAGCUUGGCUGGGGACAUUUCUCCACCGUUUGGUUAUGCUGGGAUUUGAAUGUGAAACGUUUUGUAGCGAUGAAAGUGGUCAAAAGUGCCUUACAUUAUACAGAAACGGCCAUCGAUGAAAUUAAACUGUUGACUUGCGUGCGCGAGGCCGCUCCUGAUGACCCCUUUCGCAACAAGACUGUUCAGUUGCUAGACGAUUUUCGCAUUUCUGGCGUGAAUGGGCACCACGUUUGCAUGGUUUUUGAAGUCCUUGGUCACAACUUGUUAAAGCUGAUCAUCAGGUCAUCCUAUCGCGGCAUCCCACUGGACAACGUCCGCUCGAUAAUCAAGCAGACUCUUCAGGGACUGCAUUAUCUUCAUACGAAGUGUCAGAUCAUUCACACAGAUAUCAAACCGGAGAACAUCCUUGUUUGUGUAUCGAAUUCACAAAUCCGGCGGAUGGCAGCCGAAGCGUUAGAUGCACAAAGACGCGGUGUGCAAUUGUCGGGGUCCGCCGUAAGUACUGCUCCAAAGGAAAAAGAGCGCGAAAGCACAAAAAUGACUAAAAGUCGGAAACGUCGUCUGCGUCGUCAGCAACGGAAACAGCAAGCCUUACUGGAGCAGGAACUUGAUGAACUGGAAGAGUUGGAAACCCAGGAGCACCAACGCAGGUUGCUCGAUAUGGGUAUACAACCAGAAGGAGACAAACAGGAUUUUGACUACGCCAAAAACAAUAAAGAGGAACUGCAAAACUGUAAUGAAGCACCAUCAUUCGAAGUUUUAAGCUCUUCACAAAUGAAUCUCCUUGAACUUUCAUCCAAGGCUAUCAACGAUGUUGGGGCAGUUGUUUGGUACACUACGCGUGCUGUUGUGUCAGCUCUAGGCCUCGCUGCAUCAGCUCCAUUCAAAUAUCGCCUUACGAUGGGCAGUUCAAGGAAUGUGUCGGAUCACGAUGUCUCCAAUCUUGAUGGUAAACAUUGCCAAAACGAGGAAACGGAUAUCCCUAAGCUCGAUGCAGAAACUCUGCCGUCUUUGCUUCCAUUUACCUUUUCAAUCCCUUAUGAGAAGAAUUCUAACGGUUCUAAGCAUGUUAGCUCUACUACUUCGACAUCGUGCUCUAAGAUGGCACAUCCUGGGAGAAAGCGCGCAGCGUCUGCAUCGAUGGAUUUAUCUUCAGACACUUCCUUGCGUCCCCAUUGCUCAUCUGCAACCUCUCAGCUUCGUCGUCCACUAGUCCCCACGAAGCUCUUUCCUUUGGCUGGCUAUCUAAUACAGAAUCUUCCGUGGCCCUUCCGCCGCUGUACUCCAAAAGCAGAGAAGUCCUCUACUAAUGAGGACCGUCAGAAAAGUGAACUUGAUAAGAGCGAUACAUCUUUCUCACGGCCAGAGGAGAAUGGUUUCUCUGAUUCCAACCAUCAGGAAAACCCAACUGCUGAUACUCAAAAUUCUCAUUUCCGCCGAGUGAGACAACCACCCAAUCACUCAGGGGCUGCUGCUAAUGUGGACUAUAGCGUCAUUGCCACAGUCAUGGAACCGCAAAAGUCGUCAUCAGCGACUGGGGACCUCGGAUCUGUUAUUAUUCAACCCGAUGGUUUACUGGCUGCCACCGCGAAUGCUAUGACUAGUGAAUUCCAGGGUCAAAAACCCAUACUGCGGUCACCAGGACACCAGCGCGUACAAAAACCAAGCAAAUCAGCAGCUUCUCAUUCACCCAUUGAGGAUAGAGCAGCCACUGCAGAAAGUCAGCGAAAACAUUUGGGUCCACCCAGUAACCAGUUUAAGCGCUCAAGUAUGGUCCUCCGAGGGUCAGGUGCAUCCGCACAGAACUCCUCAGAUAAACGACGUUCACUGCUCUUCGAGCCAGUGAUAACAGAGCCAGAUCCCAGCAAAGAAGUCUGUAACAUUGAAGUGAAAAUUGCUGAUCUAGGAAAUGCCUGCUGGACCUAUCGUCAUUUCACUGAGGACAUUCAGACUCGUCAGUAUCGUGCUUUGGAGGUCCUCAUUGGUUCGGGGUACGGGCCUCCUGCUGAUAUUUGGAGUACUGCUUGCAUGGCUUUCGAACUAGCCACCGGCGACUACCUUUUCGAACCGCAUUCAGGAGAGGAUUACAACCGCGAUGAAGACCAUUUGGCGCACAUUAUUGAGCUGCUGGGUGCUAUUCCGCGCAAUAUUGCACUUUCGGGCAAAUACUCUCGGGAGUAUUUCGACAAGCGAGCUUGUUUGCGACACAUCCGGCGGCUUAAACCCUGGGGUCUUUUCAACGUCCUUACGGAAAAGUACGACUGGCCUGAAGAUGAAGCUGCACAAUUUACAAGUUUCCUUAUUCCUAUGCUUGCAUACGACCCUAAUGAUCGAGCUACCGCUUGGGAUUGUCUGCAACAUCCUUGGAUUACAGGACAGUCGUUUACUCCGUUGGUUCAAGGACCCCUACCCGGCCCUAUACCGUUCGAAAUGCAUCAUCCGGAAAGGUUAUUGACGGAUGUUUUGUCUCACACUAGCAUCUACUAUCCUUCUAGAGUUCCGCUUGCGGUAGCCCACAAUCCCUGCCUUCCGGACUUCAGCCCAGGAGGUAGCGAUGAAGAUUAUGAAGAAGAUGACGACGGAAACGAUGUGAAAGAUUACGAUGAUUAUGAUGACGAAGUCGAUGAUAUUAUCUGUGAUCCACGUCGUUACAGUCGCCCACCCCAUGAACCUCCAUCUCUAAAGCAGUCAGAUCAUCCGUUUGUAUACCCUCACAAUUCAGUCACUGAUGUGCCGCCUCAUUGUCAUAUUACAGAUCCGGUCGCUAUGGCAAGAGCCUGUGGGUUAUCCCCAAGUCGCGCAGCUAUAAUGGCUUACGCUGCCGAAGCCCUCGGUCCUGACACGGUCUGGGCUGGGCUGGCCGCUGCCAGGAAACGCCAACAGGAUCGCUUGAAGAAGGGUCAGGUAAUCGAGAAUACCGAUAUCAGAGCGCCCAUUCGCACAGAGGAAUCAACUGUCUCUCCGUCCUACUUGACUAAAGCGCGUAGCAAUUCCGAAAAUCCGCAGGAUUCGCGAAGCAUGAACCCUAUUCCUCUCACCAUGCAUCCUAUCGAAAACCUAAAUUAUCAGCUUGAGGCUGACAACGAGGAAGAUGUAUCAACAUAUUUAUCGAUCACAUCUGGUGGUCGUUCUACAGCAGGGUCUGUCCCCUGUGAUGCGCCUCCUUGUUCCAAUCGCAUCCGAAACGAGUCUGAGAAACAUGGUCUUAGUAUCACUGACAGUGCCAAGGAUUCCCCUAUCCCUGAAUCUCCCGACCGAUCUAGAGAAGCUACAUCAAAGGCUUAGUUUGUAUUUUACAUUGUUAUCAUUACUUUGCCUGCUUUUCUUCCUUCGAUUUCACGUUAUACUAAGCGACUGGUCCCGCCGACAUGUUUAAGUCAUAUCACAGACUUAAGUGGACAAUCUCCAUUUGUCAGACAAUGAUCUUACCUGUUACCUGAAACGUUCCAUCUCGAUAUAUGGUUGAGCUUAUUUUUGUAAGCUCUUUGGAUUGGUCAGCUUCACUAUAUCUUCUCGACCAUGAAUGUAUCGCAUAUGGGUUGCUCAGUGCUCGGAUGUUUCCUCUUGGAACUUGGUGCUUCUGUCAGCUAGUCCCCCACAACUCAUCUCGCUGCUCUGAGCAUUCCAUCACAGACAUCGUGUGGUUUGUUGGGCAAGUCAACGUUACUGCGCAGCAAAUUGUUAUUCUAAUUGCGCUGGUUGGAUCACACAUCCGUCCUGGGAGUCACAUUUUUGAAUUCUUUUUGCUAAAUUAAAGCAGGUCAGUGUGACGCAUUAGUGGAUGUGAUAACUUUGCUCAACGGCCCAGUGUUAGCUCCGGAUUGUUCAUUUGUGAUUUUCCUGCAAAGAUCCAUUUUGAAACUGUGCACCCAAUUUCACCAGUGCGCCUCUUGUACAUAAGCUGAUGUGUGGUUGUGAAGUUCGUAUCGCUCGAACUGAGUAUUGUCGCAAGUAUAUGGUCUCGUCAGCCCUCCUGUGAUCUUUCGGUCCACCCUCUGUUUCCGCGCAGCCAACUCCUCUAUCCAGCGUCGAACUUGUUACAGCUGAUGUCAUAUUGCUCUCUCCUCGCGCUCCUGGCCACUUUUAUUCCAUUCAGUAUGUUGAGUUCACCCCAUAUUAUGCGAUUUCUGUAGUCCAAAGCGGCUUUACUAGGUAUUCCGAACACUUGUAUAACAAAUUGUUUUCGCAGCGGAUCUCGACAUUUGCAUUUUUGCUUCCAUCGGAUCUACUAAUUCUGCUUAUUGUGGACAGUUGGGUUAGUUUUGAUAUUUAAGCGUUCUAUCAAAAGUCUCACUUCAUCUCGGCCUUUUCUUUCUUAUUCUCAUCUUUUCUCCAUAACGUGCAUUAUGUGCGUCACUUCACCUUUUUUGCAUGCCGCACCUCUAUACCGCUGAAGCAGUUGAGUUUUCCUCCAUGUGUACACUCCUUUGGGCAUGUGCUUAAAGUUAUGUGGUAGCCUUACUUCCACUCCAUCACUCGUUUUCUUAGGAACAAUUUAGGCGGCCUACCUCAAACCACCAAGUGUUUCAUUCCGAUUCCGCCUGGUCAUCUCAUUCGUUCGCGCCUUCUAAACGUUAGGCUUCGAACCAAAUUGAGUUUUUCAGAUUUGUAAAUGAGUGUGUCGCAUUUUAGUUAAAUAAUUAAAACCCUGCUAAUUUACGUUAUUUUUU